AUGGCCACGCCGUCAUCAUCAACAGCUGCAGCGGAGGAAGUCACCGACCUCCUCCCACCCUCCCGCGUCGCGCGCAACCUCGAACUUCACCUCGCCGCCGAAGCGGGCGACGUCCCACUCAUCCAAUCCCUCCUCUCCUCCUCGCCUUCCCCAGACGAAGGCGACGAUGCGGGCGGUGUCGAUGUGUGGUACGAGGACCCUUCUUCCGCUGGAUGGUCUGCGCUCCACUUCGCCGCGGAAGGUGGGCAUCUCGAAGCUGUGAGACUGCUUCUCCGCCAUGGGGCGCUGUGGAACGCCGUCGAUGCACAUGGGUUUACCGCUGCCCAGGUGGCAUGGAGUAUGAACCACGAGAGCUGCUACCGGGCGAUCUUUGAGGAGGGCGUGCGACAGACGCUGCUUCUCAACGCACUAGGAUCGCAUGAUGAGGACGAACAGGACGAGAUGGCGGGAGACGACGGAACAGCGGUCACAUCAGCAGACGGCACACGAAUAACGCUCAAGCCUUCCGCCACGGACGUCGCCAAUGACACGCAGAGGUAUCUGCAGACGAAGCUACGAUUUGUCAAAGACCCCCUCGGGCAAGUGCGCUGUCUGGACGCGGACAACAACAUGGUCAUGGCACCCUGGGAGACGGAUAUCAUGCAGCAGUCCGCAAGACUGCUGUGCGAGAACCAGCCCGAGGGGUUUAGCGUGCUGAACGUUGGCUUUGGGUUGGGCAUCAUCGAUUCCAUCCUCCAGAGCUACAAGCCGGCGCGGCAUGUGAUCAUCGAGGCGCACCCGGACGCCAUUGCGUACGCGAAGAGUCUCGGAUUCGACAAGAUGCCCGGCGUGGAGCUGUUCGAAGGGCGCUGGGAGGACUGGAUCAAGGAUUCGGAUCUCGAGGAGGAUAUCGCGCGCAUGACCGAACUGGGUAGCUUCGACGCCGUCUACUGGGACACAUAG
Messenger RNA from Kalmanozyma brasiliensis GHG001, 942 nucleotides. RefSeq names its product Ankyrin repeat-containing domain protein. Gene Ontology annotation, biological process: peptidyl-arginine methylation. Gene Ontology annotation, molecular function: protein binding; protein arginine N5-methyltransferase activity. The transcript has 2 exons. NCBI's taxonomy places the organism in Eukaryota, Fungi, Basidiomycota, Ustilaginomycetes, Ustilaginales. Bases 1 to 942 code for a protein of 313 amino acids. Gene Ontology annotation, cellular component: cytoplasm; nucleus. The record is from RefSeq and is a predicted model, not a curated record.